AUGUCUUUUUGGGAAGAUACAUUAAUCAUUCUUAUAACUCAGAUAUUUUUCUUCGUUGCCGGAUGGAUAUUCUUUGUAAAACAGCUAUUUCGUGAUUAUGAAGUGCACCACACUUUAGUUCAGUUGAUAUUCUCCGUCACUUUUGCUUUGAGUUGCACAAUGUUCGAACUAAUCAUAUUUGAAAUUAUAGGCUAUUUGGAUUCGAGUUCAAGAUAUUUCCAUUGGAAUAUGGGAUUGUAUUCAUUACUUUUCAUGGUGAUAGCCCUUAUACCAUUCUAUAUUGCUUACUUCUGCAUCAGCAAUAUUAGGUUUGUGUCACAAAACAUGAUCAGAACAUUGACUGUGCUGGUGUGGUUCAUAUACUUAUAUUUCUUCUGGAAAAUCGGUGACCCAUUUCCAAUAAUGAGCCCGAAGCAGGGCAUAUUCUCUAUAGAGCAAGGGGUGUCCCGUAUCGGUGUCAUAGGUGUGACAGUGAUGGCGCUACUCUCUGGUUUUGGUGCUGUCAAUUACCCAUACACAUCUAUGGCGAUAUUUAUUAGACCAGUGACACAAUCUGAUGUGCUCUCAGUAGAGAAGAAAUUGUUACAAACAAUGGACAUGAUAUUGGUGAAGAAGAAGAGGAUAGCGCUAGCCGAGGCCAACAGUGUGGGAGGGAGACAGAACUACAGUGUGAUGGACCAGUCUAACGCGAAGAAUAGAGGGUUUUGGACGAAUAUAUUGUCGAGUGUGGGCAGUAUAGCUAAUCCCCUCAGCCAUGGCACUGAAAAUAUAGCGCAACUCCGUCAAGAGAUCUCAGCAUUGGAAGAGUUGAGUCGCCAGCUAUUCCUAGAAGCACACGACGCGAGAAGCAUGAGAGAAAAGAUAGAAUGGUCGAAGACAUUUCAGGGGAAAUACUUUAACUUCUUGGGGUAUUUCUUCUCACUGUACUGCGUUUGGAAGAUUUUUAUUUGCACCAUCAACAUAGUAUUCGACCGCGUGGGGCGCAUAGACCCGGUGACGCGGGGCCUGGGGCUGGUGGUGCCGCGGUUGGGGCUGGCCAUAGACGUGGCAUUCUGGUCGCAGCACGUAUCCUUCGCGCUCGUAGGGUGUAUAGCGCUCACCAGUAUAAGGGGACUGCUGUUGACCUUGACUAAGUUUUUCUAUAAGAUCUCCUCAUCGAAAUCUUCAAACAUCAUAGUGCUCGUUCUCGCACAAAUAAUGGGUAUGUACUUCUGUUCUUCCGUCCUACUCAUGCGCAUGAAUAUGCCAGCGGAAUACAGAAUCAUUAUCACCCAAGUUUUGGGAGAUUUGCAAUUCAAUUUCUACCAUAGAUGGUUUGAUGUCAUAUUCUUAGUUAGCGCACUGACUAGUAUAUUUACUCUUUAUCUAGCUCAUAAGCAGCCUUCUGUAAGUUAA
Molecule: messenger RNA, 1395 nt
Organism: Chilo suppressalis (striped riceborer)
Lineage: Eukaryota; Metazoa; Arthropoda; Insecta; Lepidoptera; Crambidae
Source: the annotation of a GenBank genome assembly